GGCUUCUUGCUACUCUUCCCUGUUGUGGGGGGAAAAAGGACUUUAAAGCCUUAACAGCAUUAACCGACCCAUUGCAGACUUGGGGAAAUAUAUCUAAAGAAGAAACGAACACGUCGUCGAGGAGAAAAAUGGCGCUGAGUGAAAACAUGCUCUUUGGGAUGGGAAACCCACUGCUUGACAUCUCAGCUGUGGUGGACAAAGACUUCCUGGACAAGUUUGGACUGAAGCCAAACGACCAGAUCCUUGCUGAAGACAAGCACAAAGCCCUGUUUUCCGAAAUUGUCAAGAGAAAGAAAGUGGAAUACCACGCCGGUGGUUCUACCCAGAACUCUGUGAAAAUUGCUCAGUGGAUGAUCCAGAAACCACACAAGGUGGCUACCUUCUUUGGGUGCAUCGGUAAAGACCGCUUUGGGGAGAUUCUGAAGAAGAAGGCCGAAGAAGCCCACGUUGAUGCCCAUUACUAUGAGCAGAGCGAGGAGCCGACUGGUACCUGUGCAGCCUGUAUUACAGGAGACAAUAGGUCCCUUGUUGCUAACCUGGCAGCGGCAAACUGCUACAAAAAGGAAAAACACCUGGACUUGGACAGCAACUGGGAGCUGGUGGAGAAAGCCAAAGUCUAUUAUAUUGCGGGGUUUUUCCUGACUGUGUCUCCAGAGUCCAUCCUCAUGGUGGCAAAGCACGCUGCAGAGAACAACAAAAUCUUCUGCGUGAACCUCUCAGCGCCGUUCAUCAGCCAGUUCUUUAGAGAGCCUCUGAUGAAGGUUAUGCCUUACGUUGACAUCCUGUUUGGCAACGAGACGGAGGCGGCCACAUUUGCCAAAGAGCUGGGCUUUGAGACAGAUGACAUUGCGGAGAUCGCAAACAAGACCCAAAACCUCCCCAAGGAGAACAAAAAAAGGCAGCGAGUGGUGGUUUUCACUCAGGGCAAGGACGACACCGUUGCAACUAUUGGUGACAACGUGAUCAUGUUUCCUGUUUUGGACAUCGACCAGAACGAUAUCGUUGAUACCAACGGAGCAGGAGACGCCUUUGUGGGAGGAUUCCUUUCUGCGUUGGUCCAGGAGCAAGGGUUGGAGGAAUGCAUUCGGGCCGGACACUACGCAGCCCAUGUCAUCAUCCGACGGGUUGGAUGCACUUUCCCAGAGAAACCUGAUUUUCACUGAUGAAAUCCGAACUCCCU
This is a messenger RNA of Nematolebias whitei (Rio pearlfish), 1180 nucleotides long. RefSeq names its product adenosine kinase b (gene adkb). The transcript is spliced from 11 exons. NCBI's taxonomy places the organism in Eukaryota, Metazoa, Chordata, Actinopteri, Cyprinodontiformes, Rivulidae. Gene Ontology annotation, biological process: purine ribonucleoside salvage. Bases 129 to 1163 code for a protein of 344 amino acids. Gene Ontology annotation, cellular component: nucleus; cytosol. Gene Ontology annotation, molecular function: adenosine kinase activity. The record is from RefSeq and is a predicted model, not a curated record.